CGAGCACGACCAUCUUUCUUACAUCCAUGGCCAAGAAAAAACCAAAUACUUCAAGCGAAGAGGAGCAGGCGGUGCUGAAUUAUUUGCGUAAAGUGAAUCGACCGUAUAGUUCGACCGAUAUAUUCAACAAUUUGCAUGCGAAAUACCCUAAAGCGGCCGUUGCCAAAAGUCUGGAGAAACUCGUCAGUCAGUCUCUCAUUGUAUCAAAAGUAUACGGCAAAAGUGCAGUGUACGCUCCCAAACAGACCGAAGAAGCCGCCACAGCGGAUGAUUUGGAGUCUCUCGAUACCGACUUGCAGUCAUUAACCGAGAAAGUAGAUAAGCUCAAAGCCGAGAAUAAGCAGUUGAGCCAAGCUGUUUCUCAAUUGCAGAGCACCCCAACGACUGAAAAUGCUCAGACGGAUUUAGAGCGGAUCUUGCAAGAGAACGAAGCAUUUCAAGAGCGAUUGCGGAACCUGCAACAAGGAAAGUCGCGUAUUAGCGAUAAAGAUCAUGCGGCCAUCACUGCGGAAAUGGACAAAUGUCGAAACGAAUGGAGGAAACGACGAAGAAUGUUCCAGGACAUGUUCAAGACAGUCACCGAACACAUGCCGGGGGACCCCAAUGAACUAAAAGAAGACAUGGGGAUUGAGGACGAUGUGGUUCCUUUUGAUCAAGAUCCACUAGCCCUUUGAGCUGUUCCCAACUUUCAUGCGGCAUCUCAGCAACAAUCUCAUCUUGGAGAAAAUGUAAUCUCCGCCAGUCAACUCCUCCUCCUCUCCUUUUCUUUGCUUUUCCCACUCGCUUUCUACAGGUUUUUUUUAUUCUUUUUAUAAGCGAAUCCUUUCAUCAUAUUACCGUAUUUGCCUUUUGUACAUCCUUGUAUAUCGAAAAUGAUGUAAAAUAAAUAAGAUAUCGUUAAGCGACGGA
Molecule: messenger RNA, 909 nt
Organism: Radiomyces spectabilis
Lineage: Eukaryota; Fungi; Mucoromycota; Mucoromycetes; Mucorales; Radiomycetaceae
Product: Tat binding protein 1-interacting protein-domain-containing protein
Exons: 8
Coding region: 27-674 (215 amino acids)
Biological process (GO): meiotic joint molecule formation; homologous chromosome pairing at meiosis; meiotic strand invasion involved in reciprocal meiotic recombination
Cellular component (GO): DNA recombinase auxiliary factor complex; condensed nuclear chromosome
Molecular function (GO): recombinase activator activity; double-stranded DNA binding
Source: RefSeq, a predicted model, not a curated record